Messenger RNA from Auxenochlorella protothecoides, 252 nucleotides. Its product is annotated as Protein yippee-like 3. The coding region runs from base 1 to 252 and encodes 83 amino acids. NCBI's taxonomy places the organism in Eukaryota, Viridiplantae, Chlorophyta, Trebouxiophyceae, Chlorellales, Chlorellaceae. The transcript is spliced from 4 exons. The record is from RefSeq and is a predicted model, not a curated record.
AUGAUCAGCAAGGCCUUCCAGGGAGUGCAUGGGCGCGCCUACCUCUUCAGCGACGUGGUGAAUGUGACGCUGGGACCCCGCGAAGACCGGCAGUUCAUCACCGGGCUCCACACCGUGGCUGACAUCCAGUGCACCUCCUGCCACACCGUCCUGGGAUGGAAGUAUGAGGUUUCCUUCGAGGAGUCCCAGAAGUACAAGGAGGGCAAGUUCAUUGUGGAGAAGCAGCAAGUAAUGAAGGAGGGAGCCUGGUAG